Messenger RNA from Dermacentor albipictus, 2107 nucleotides. The record is from RefSeq and is a predicted model, not a curated record. Lineage: Eukaryota; Metazoa; Arthropoda; Arachnida; Ixodida; Ixodidae.
CUCUCGUUCGAGCGUGCACAGGCAUCGGUCAGGAAGCAGUCCUAGCGCAAGUUGAAGCUGCAGCUGUUCCAAUUUUUCGUCCAGUACCGAUUUAUCUCGGUUCAUUCUGUAGGCAUGACUUACUACGAUCCAGCACCUUACCAAUCAGCCUCAGCAUAUGGCCAGCCGGCGUAUGGCGAAACGCCAUACGGUCAAGCGCCAUACGGCCAGGAGCCAUACGGACAAACGCCAUACGACCAGACGGCGUACAGCCAGAUGCCGUACGGCCAGACGGCAUACGAAUCGGCGACGUCCAGCACGUACGGACAGAUAGCUACCGCCAAAGGUAUAUGGAAUGACGAGAAGAACGACGACCGGAGCUUCGCCGCGGCGGCAACAGCCGUGUGCGCCACGAUCGUCUUCCUCGUAUCAGUGUGCGCACUGAUCGUGCUCUUCGCUUUCAAUUCAGAUUCUUCCUAUACGACCGAGACGGGCGAUACCGCGGCUUUCGGCACCAACGUCAUGCAAGGCAGCGAUGUCGUGGUAGUGAUGAAGAAAGUGAACACACCAGCGACGACUGCGGCAAUGACUCCUGCGACGACUGCGGCUACCACUCCUGCGAUGACUGCGGCAAUGACUCCUGCGACGACUGCGGCAACCACUCCUGCGAUGACUGCGGCUACCACUCCUGUGACGAUUGCGGCAACCACUCCUGUGACGAUUGCGGCAACCACUCCUGUGACGACUCCGGCAACCACUCCUGCGACGACUCCGGCAACCACUCCUGCGACGACUGCGGCUACCACUGAGGAAAGGGCCACCACAGAGAAAACUGAGACGCCUACUGCGUCAACAGCCGCACCCGCAGAAAAGAUUGACGACCGGCCCCUGGUGUGCACUAUGGGCGCGAGGCUCAAGUCGACGCAGAUGUUCCCGCCGGAUGGUUUGUGCGAGUACAUCUUCUUCGACUCGCUGCACAAGGGCGGCCGCAACCGCCUGGACGCGCCCGGACGCUACGAUACCAACUUGCAAACCUUCCUCGGCGCAGCCCAAAUGCACCAAAUCACGGCGUUCGGAAUCGGCAUUUCCUACGAUGUUUCCCAGUCGGUGGAGACCUUCCUAAACAACAAGAUUGUGAGCUUCAAACCACUGAAACCCUUCUGGGAUCACUCUAUCUACCACCUCGGUAUCCUGGACACCGCUACCGUGGACCCGAGGGAAAUUGACGUAAUACAUGCCCUGGGGUGCCUCAAGCUCCUGCGUGACCAUUACUCCCAGGAAAUCAUCGCCAAGGGCAUCAAGAUCUUCACGUUUUUUGCAGCAAGUGCUCCAAACCACACCUGGCUUAGCUUCUACAUGAAGAAAUUCACGAACUUGUUCGCGCCGGACGUGUUCAUCGGUCUGGGCCACUACCCGCGUGGAGACAACACCUUGCCCGGUUGUUUCGUCGUACCACCGACGCUGCUGGAGCAACCUCAGGAAAUCGGAAGCAGUUACCAGCAUGAUAUGACGUGGGCGCUCGUGAGUUUCUCUUGGCUGUCGUUGUCAACUCUGACCCUGAAGUAUGCGCUGUCGGUGACCAUGAAGGGUCGUUUGGCGGUCCCUGAGGUUCCGGCCCAGUACGGUUUCUUCACGCCGUGCAUUACCAACCAGAGCAUUGAUUCGUUCGCCAGCGUCACCGACGUGUGCAAGAAUCCGAACUUCAGGUCGACACCGACUUACGAACCUACCGUGGACGCGACGCAAAUUCGCCACGUCACCGGGGCCACAGUGUUCUCUUACGACGACCGAGUAGGACUGUGCACGAAGCUAUGCACCAUCCAGGCAGUGGAUCCCACCGUGAAAUUCGGCAUCGCCGUUUUCGACCUCGACUACGCGGACUUUGCGAACACCUGUGGAUCGAAGGACGGGCCAUUCUCAAGACUGCACCUGCUCCGCAGCGUGCUCAACUUUUUCCGGACCAGGUACACGACCGAAUCAGACAUGGCAGACUGUGUGAACCUGGCCACGUGACCUACGUGUGCUUCGGAGGAAUGAAUGCAUAGUGUACAUCAGGCGCCCUCCAAUCUAUCCGGGUGCCGUUCCUCAUUUAGCGAUUAAAAAAACAACAAACGCUUGCUGCGCUAAA